Molecule: messenger RNA, 759 nt
Organism: Aspergillus sclerotioniger CBS 115572
Lineage: Eukaryota; Fungi; Ascomycota; Eurotiomycetes; Eurotiales; Aspergillaceae
Product: alpha/beta hydrolase
Exons: 3
Coding region: 1-759 (252 amino acids)
Cellular component (GO): nucleus; cytoplasm
Source: RefSeq, a predicted model, not a curated record
AUGUAUUACGAUACGGUUUCCACUUACACCCCGCGCAAGGCCAAGGUUCUGUUGCUUCAUGGCAACGGACAAUCAGCACAUACCUUCCAGGCCAAGAUGCGGUUUCUGCAUGAACCAAUUGCCAGAGCGAUUAAUAAAGCCCCUUCAAUCACACAUCGAGACGUCUACUCUGGAGGGGUCGAUUUUGUAUACCUGGACGCACCCAUACCUGCGUCUCAGAUCGACCGGGGCCAGGAGCCUCGAAACGGAAAAGAAGCCAACCCGGACCGACUUAUCGACUCUUGGGUGUGGGGGGAUGGGGAUCCAGAGAAUGGAGAAAUAAUUGGGGCGGAGACCGUGCUGCCACACCUAACGCGGGUUCUCGAGGGGCAAGGCCCAUUUAUGGGGGUCAUCGGCUUCUCCGAAGGUGCGACGUGGGCCACAGUUCUCAGUGGACUCUUAGAGCGCGAGGCAAAAGCAUCGACGGGAUUCCAUACAAACCACCCACCGCUGCAGUUUUGCAUUGCCUUCUCGGGCUUUCGGUUUGAGCACGAGUCCUACCAAUGGAUGUACACACCCAAGAUUGAGACACCCGUUCUUCAUUUUAUGGGCACGCUGGACACCCAGGUGACUGAGCAGCAAACCCUCAGACUCAUCGAGGCCUGUCAAAAUCCGACGGUUCAAUAUUUUGAGGGAACCCACUAUAUCCCCAGGACACCUGAGAUUAAUAAGCGCAUUACCGAUCACAUCCAGCAAGCGCUAGUAUGGAGCCUAGGCUAA